AAUUCGAUUAUAUGUGUACAUUACGCACUUGACACAUAUCUUUCAUUUACUAAAUACAAAAGCUAUAGUAGGCACAAAAUAAAUAUACAUUUUUUAAGUAUUGAAAAUUAAAAUUUAUAUGAGAAAUAAUGAAUGUAGCAACAGGUUUGAUUGAUUUCUCUAUCUAAUUUCUGUAGUGAAUCCUUUGUAAAAUAAUGUUUGUACAAAAUUUUGCGGUUCUGCGUUGUGAGCUUUUUCUCCUCAUCACUUCGUCAUCGAAAUCUCAGCAAAAUUACACCAACAACGAAGAUGAAGGUUAUAAUUUGACAGUACGAUACGAGAUAUAUGCAAAUUCUACAACAAUUUAUAGCGACGAGAUAAAUCCACUGCGAUAUAAUUUGUAUGAAAGGUUUACCAACAAUACGCAACAUAAGGAAACGGAAUAUGAAUUUAGCAUUUUUUCCACGAAUAUCGAUCGCGAGGAUGUUGAUUCAAAACUAUCUAAAUUAAGGAGGCGUUCUGCUCACAACCAUGAAAAUGAUGACAAACUGAUGUACACUUACAUCAAUUCAACAGAUGUCGAUCAUGCAGAAAACUCUACGUCACUGGAGGUUUAUGAUAACUUGCUUGAAAAGAAUGAUUCCAUGUCGAAUACAAUCUUUGAAAAUUCCAAUAAGGGUAUUAAUGAAAGUAACACUGUUUCAUUCCAAAUAUGCCAUAAUAUCACUUGCAUUCUGUUCUGCUGUCCUCUUGGCAAUAUCAUGAGAUGGAAUGACUCCAAAUGUAUUCAAAAAAAAUGGAAUAUGUUUUUCCGAAUGUGUACGAAUACAUGAACGAUUUAACGCAGAACGAAAGUAAAAUAGUGGACGAAUUCUUUCAGUUAGCCGUCUACGAUCCGUGCUUAGGAAGCCGUACCGUGGCAUACGAGGGUCAUCAAUACGAUUAUAAGAUUUUUGCCAAUAGUUCUAUUUAUAUCCCUUAUUAUGCAACAUUAAUUGAAUCGACAUCAUAUUGCUUUACUAUUAUUUUGGAAAGGGGAAAUACGUUUGAAAUAACUUUCUGUUCAGAUCUAAAGGAACUUUACAGAAACGCUAUGAAGUACUCACCUGAGUUUCGUUGGAUACAUCGUAUGAUUGAUAUACAUUGCAGCUUGAAUUUAGUGGGUAUAUUAUUUUUAGUGGCAGUAUUUCUAGUGUAUUCCAUAUUGCCAGAACUCCGAAAUGAACACGGCUUCAUGUUGCGCAAUUACUGUGCAUGUUUAUCCAUCACAUUCGUGAUUGAUACAGUCAAAGUUUUACAUUUGAAAGAGGAACCGACAUACAUCCGUCCCGUCUGUAUUACAAUUGCCUUUUUAAGAUAUUUUUGGUUUAUGUCGAGUUCCUUUUGGCUAAGUAUCAUGAGCUUUAAUAUGUGGCGGACAUUCAGAGAAUUUUCUUCGCUACAAAGGAACGUCAAAGGAAUUAUACAAUCAGGAAAAAAAAAGUUGGUGUAUUAUGCUAUUUUUGCGUACGGAUGUCCAUUUGUAUUUGCAAUUGUUUGUGUCAUUGUUGCGGAUUAUUUUUCCGAGUAUUUACCAAAAAAUUUGAGACCAGAAUUCGUAGAAGGAUCUUGCUGGUACUCUAGUCAACAUUUUGAAGCGUAUAUAUUUUAUUAUUACUGGAUCAGUACUACCUGUAUUGUUAGUAGCAUUUGCUUAUCCAUUUCUUCGUCUCGAAAUAUCAAACGGUGUGAAAAGGAUGCAAAUUUUCGUCUAACAGAUUCGGAAAGCAGGCAGUAUAAUCAAAAUAAGAAAUGGUGAGUAAUCUUACAUUUUGCAUCACUCUG
Molecule: messenger RNA, 1803 nt
Organism: Nylanderia fulva
Lineage: Eukaryota; Metazoa; Arthropoda; Insecta; Hymenoptera; Formicidae
Source: RefSeq, a predicted model, not a curated record